Molecule: messenger RNA, 250 nt
Organism: Symbiodinium pilosum
Lineage: Eukaryota; Dinophyceae; Suessiales; Symbiodiniaceae
Source: the annotation of a GenBank genome assembly
GAAUGCUCAAGAAGCAAAGGAUGCUCGUGACGCCUUGGUCUCCGCAGCCGGCAAUCGUCAUGCUUUGCUCGAUGCAGCAGGUAUCAUUGCCUGGUUUGCCACGAUCACGACCGUGGUGGACUUCAGCGGACAUUACAACAGCAAGGUGAUCGCGAUUCUUGAGAGGAUCGCCGGCGUCCUGAGAGCUGGGCGCAAAAUGCGGGGCUUCUUCAAAGAUCCAUUUGAAGCAAUGGGUCUUUGCAAGCAGUAG